This is a messenger RNA of Cylas formicarius (sweet potato weevil), 3811 nucleotides long. RefSeq lists its product as uncharacterized. Gene Ontology annotation, cellular component: RNA polymerase II, holoenzyme. Gene Ontology annotation, molecular function: RNA polymerase II complex binding. NCBI's taxonomy places the organism in Eukaryota, Metazoa, Arthropoda, Insecta, Coleoptera, Brentidae. The transcript has 13 exons. Gene Ontology annotation, biological process: mRNA 3'-end processing. The record is from RefSeq and is a predicted model, not a curated record. The coding region runs from base 730 to 3675 and encodes 981 amino acids.
CUGUGCGUCCACAAUAUUACGAACGACAGAAUUAUAAGUGUUUCCAUAACACGCAAAACGAAAUAUGGAAGAGUAUCGGCAAUUUUACAAUUCAAUGAAACCUCGGCGGAAAAAAAUUACCAUAGAUUGCAAGUAAAAUUGGAAACGGUUGCUUUUCACUUCAAAUACGAUAAACAUGGAUUUUAAUCGAAGAGGAUGUUCUUGUUAACAGUGACUUGUGGAUGCUCUAUUGCCGCUUAUGCAGGUAAAAUGGCCAGGUCAAAUGUUUAUGUAAAUAUAGACAUUUCAAGUAAAAUAUGGAAAAAUAAUUCAUAGUUGCUACAAAAUACCAUAGUGGUUAUUCGCAACCAGAGAUAAACUUUCACUACCAAACUCAUCGUCUGAGGCGCGCUGUAUUACCAACAGGGUUGAUGCAACGCUUGGCAAGCGAGAGUUCUCUUUUUAAUUUGAGGAGGUCUCUUUUUAAUUUUUGACUUGUAUGGUGGAUUAUUUUAUUAACAAACGAAUGUUUUGCGAAAAAUAAAAGGCCCCUAGCGGUUUAAAACGCGUUAGGUCAUUUAGAUUUAUUCGCAAUUGUAUUUAACCGGGAUUCUGGAGGUUACCGAAUCCCGCCUGUCUCGUUGGGGCGAUUGUUUGCAAACAUGUUCACAGCCACAGUGUUGUUGAAAAAAACUCGGAAUAUUUAGGCAAACAUGUGAAUAGUGCUGGAGUUAGGGUUGUUCGGAUAAAAUGGGAAGUCAGAACACUGCGUCGGAAUCCGACUUCAAUGUGUUGCAGUUUGAGAAGACGUUAAAUACUUUGAAAGACUCGCAAGAGAGUAUCAAUAGCUGCUGCCAGUGGUGCCUAAAAAACAGGCAGCAUCACAAAAAAAUCGUAAACGCGUGGUUGAACGUUUUAAAACGUGUUAAGGUGGAACAGAGACUUAUUUUGUUUUAUCUGGCUAAUGAUGUCGUGCAAUAUUCCAAAAGAAGGAACUAUGAGUAUGUGGAGAGUUGGGGCACAGCAUUACAGAAAGCGACGACGAUGGUCAGGGAUGAUAGAGUAAAACACAAAAUAUUGAGGAUAUUUAAAAUCUGGGAACAGAGAGCAGUUUACGGGGAAGAAUUUAUAGCAGACCUCUGUGGGCUCAUCAAUGUCACCCCGACAGGGGUAAAAAAUGAUGAACCCCAUGAAUUUCAAGCAACUUACGUCGUCAACAAAAUUAAAACAUGUGCUAACUUGGAAAAGGACACGGACGCCAAGUUAGUGGUCUUGAGGGAGCAUAACCCCAAAAUUCAGGUCUCGGAGAAUUUGAUAACAUCUUUGAAAGAUCGCGCGCACGUGGAUGAUGUAGAAAAAGAGAUGGAAGUUUAUGUCAAGCAUAUGGAAAGUUAUAUAAACGCGUUAAAGGCUGAGAUCAAAAGUAGGAUAGCUCUGAUAUCAGUGCUGAGACAGGCUGACACCCAAUUGGAGGCCGAUCGCAAGGAUGUCAAACUGGUUGCUCAUGCCUAUAAAAUGUUUGGGCAGAGAGUGAAGACUUUCCAAAAAAAACUGGAAGAACAUAUGGCAACCCUGCCCAGUCCUUUGCCUUCGCCAGACAUAAAUGCUCCCUCGCCUAGUCCUGAUUCCGAUCUUGAGUUACCGGAAGACAAUCUGCCGGCUAAAACUACUAAUUCUGAUACUCAGGUGUCAGUAAUUGGUGUCGAAACAAACAUUCAUUAUGUCAACGCGGGUUACUACAAUCCCGUGACGAAUACUAUCACGACGUGCUCAAGCGACACCUCCACCAGUUUCACCACCAAUGGGUUCACCAGUUUUAUCGGAACGAACAUGUCCUUCGAUGUGUCAACGAUCGACAGCUCAGCGCUGUUUAGCGCGGCGGACAAUAGUCGAGACGGCUACGGGGGGGCGUCGGCGGGCGUCGCGACGUCCCUCCCCGCAGACGCGCCCGCCUCGGCGACGCCCUACGCGUCUAGCCAUCUACCGCUCGCGCCACCCCCUAUGCCCCCAUUCACCAAAGCUGCAAACAAUUUCGGCAGCGAGUCAGGCGAUUUGAACGGCCCCAUUUAUGGUACGGCGUCGAACUUUCAAUCAACCACGACGUAUACCGCGGACGUUUACGUGCAGGAAGGAGGCGCGGGGACGCGGGAUUCGUCUCAGUUCAGUUACCAGCAGACGCGGGACGCGGAAGUCCCAUAUCAGCCCGACGCCUCCGCCGCCUCCGAGGAGUACGACCCCGCCGACUUGCCUGUAGGUUGGCCGGACGAAGGCAGCUGGCCAAACGCCAAAGACACGAUGGACACGCCUGAGAGCCCGCCCACAUUUGAGAAGGAGGGCUACGCCGACCCCAUAGAAUACCACGACAACAGUGGACAGAGAGGGGCAACAGACGUCGAUCAACGGGUCCUGCCCGGCAUGGGGGACAUUGAAGACUCGUUGAGCAGUUUGGGCGGUAAGGACGUUGACCACCGGAACCUGAUCAGCCUAACGGGGUCGCCCGCGCCCACGGAGAACGCUCCGCCCCCUCGACCGCCUGACGCUGCAGAUGAUAUCUGGAAGGGCCGUGAUCAGGACUACAGACAACUGUCGAAUCCACCUCGCUCCGACAAGGAUUACCGGUUGCAGUUCAAUUUGGACCUACCGCCGCCACCGCCCCCGCCUCCUAAAUCUCCGAAUCAGAGUUCGCAACGGCCUCUGCCAUCCAUUAUGGAUAUGGACAUCAGGAACCCUCCGCUCCCGCUCUCGGCUCUGAUAAGCCCGGCCCGUAGGAAGGAGAGCAACGUUGAGAGCAUAGACAUGGAUCUGAGCGACGAGGACAUGGAAAGCAGAAUGUUCAGGCAGGAGAGCAAUGGCAGUCGUAACGAUCUAGGCGGAGGAUACCAAGAGGGUGGCACAGCGAGUUUAGGCUCCGACGACCAUUUCUCCCUUCAACCGCCGCCUCCGCUACCCGACCUGCUGGACGACGUGGAUGUUGACGCUAAUCAAUUCCUUGACGACCUCUCCAACGACAUAUUGGAGUUCGGUAAGCUGUCGACGGAGUUAAAACGGACAAAGGAUACGAAGAUUGAGGCGAACAUGUGGCAACUACCUCCGGGUAUGCCGCCGUCAAACGUGCCUCCACCUGGAAUGCGGCCCCCUGGUCUACCGCCACCCAGUAUGACAGACGGCCACAUGCGACUCGAUAGACAAGACUCGAUACCGCCGGGACCUCCCAUGCCCCCCAUGAACUUUUUCCCAUUGGGGCCAAUGCCGCCUCCUCCGCCGGAUCAGCAGAUGGAGAUGCCCAAGAGCGGGUUGCUACUCACGCCGCCCCUCCUACCCAAUCCGCCGACGAUGGACAUGAAUCAGCCGCCGCCCUCGAUGUCCGGUACGUGGAUGGGCGAUCAACCGCCCCCGCCCUGGACGCAGCACUCGCCAAGCCACGCCCCGCCCUUUGACGAUUCGUACACCGAGGACGGCCAGUACUUUGAGGCUGCGGACAACACGGGGGCCUCCGACGUCAACUUUAACAAUUUUAGGGAGUUUAGGGGCCAUGGACAAGGAGGCGGUUUCCGGGCCAAUGACAGUUGGGACUGGAGUGGCGUCGGCGGCAGGCCUAGAGGUGUUUUCCGGGCUGGAAACAGGACCCGGGGUAACAGGGGACCGCGCAGGUCACGCGGCAACUUCAGGAGCCCAUAUCGUGGGGGCGCGUACUGAUGAGCCAAAGGUGGUGAGAAGGCCGCGGAGAUAUCGCGUAAAGACUCGUUUAUUUAUUUUGUACUGUAAAUACCUCUAAUUUGCGUCGUUUUUAGACGAACCGAGCGAUUUUAUAGGAUAUAAUUAAAACCACUCG